Messenger RNA from Gallus gallus (chicken), 11226 nucleotides. It is a transcript of the gene DENND4C, whose product is annotated as DENN domain containing 4C. The transcript has 37 exons. The coding region runs from base 619 to 6471 and encodes 1950 amino acids. The record is from RefSeq and is a predicted model, not a curated record. Lineage: Eukaryota; Metazoa; Chordata; Aves; Galliformes; Phasianidae. Gene Ontology annotation, molecular function: protein binding. Gene Ontology annotation, biological process: regulation of Rab protein signal transduction. Gene Ontology annotation, cellular component: cytoplasmic vesicle.
GACUGAUUGUUUUUGCCUUUGAGGGAUAGGUCUCAGGUGGAUGCUUUCAGAUCAAAAUUACAAUCGUGGACUUAGCUUCUAAACCCACUUAUACAAUUUACUCUAAAGAAAGCUUCCAUGACAGCACGCUGCAGUGGAAUGAGGCAUCUGCCUGAACAAGGAGGCGCAGCCACUUCUGCAGUCCUGGCCGGGAGGAUGCAGCAUAAUCCACCUAACUGGAGCGGAGGGGACUCCGGCUGCUCCUGAGGCCGCGGCAGGAGCGGGGAAAGGCUGCGGGCCGGGAGCGCCGCGACCGUUGGCGCGGGCAAGGGCGUCGGUGGCUUGGCGGCCGGAGGGCAGGCGGCAGGCUACUAUAUUUGACUUUGCUCCAACAGAGUUUCCAAUUACAGAAAGCGUUCUCUAACAAAGAAUGUUUCCAGGGCUGCAGAUGUUUCACUCAUUACAUAAUACUGAGCAUGGCUAACCUUUAAAGCUUGCAACUGGGGCAGCAACACAAGGAAUUGCACAUAAGGCAGGAAAACAGAACACAAGGAAAAUUCAGGGCAACGGAGAUCAAUAAUAUGUUUUGUAUAUGUCUUGCAAAACUAGUAAAUUAUUGCUAGGAGUACUUUCAUAACCAUGAUAGAAGACAAAGGCCCACGGGUGGCUGACUAUUUUGUAGUGGCAGGACUGACUGAUACAGAUACUGCAAACCUCUUGGACCAAGAAAUAAGCCGUCAUGAAAGCGGUCCGAAGGCUCCAAUUACUGACAUUGCUGUGAUAAUUAAAUCAGCUGGUGAAACUGUCCCGGAGGGAUACACCUGUGUUGAAGCCACCCCUACGGCCCUCCAAGCCAAUCUAAACUAUGGAAGUCUUAAGAGUCCUGAACUUUUUCUCUGCUACAAGAGAGGCCGAGACAAACCACCUCUUACUGAUAUUGGAGUUCUAUAUGAAGGGAAGGAACGUAUCAUUUCAGGCUGCGAAGUGGUUCAAGCUACUCCAUAUGGUCGUUGUGCUAACGUUAACAAUAGUUCAGCUUCUUCUCAACGCAUCUUUAUCACGUAUCGAAGGGCUCCUCCAGUACGACCUCAGAAUUCAUUGGCAGUGACAGAUAUCUGUGUCAUUGUUACCAGCAAAGGAGAAACUCCUCCUCAUACAUUCUGCAAAGUUGAUAAGAAUUUGAACUGUGGUAUGUGGGGCUCCAGUGUAUACCUUUGUUAUAAGAAGUCUGUGCCAGCUUCUAACUCUAUAGCAUAUAAAGCUGGCUUAAUUUUCAGAUAUCCUCAAGAGAACUAUGAGUCAUUCCCAUUGUCAGAAUCUGUACCUCUCUUCUGCCUUCCUAUGGGAGCUACUAUUGAAUGUUGGGACCCUCAAACCAAAUAUCCACUACCAGUCUUCUCAACAUUUGUACUGACCUGUUCCUCUGCGGAAAAGGUUUAUGGUGCUGCUAUUCAGUUUUAUGAACCUUAUCCUCGGGAGCUGCUAACAGAAAAGCAACAAUUACAGUUGGGUCUCCUGACAGCUGUAGAGAGAAAAGUGGUUACUUCAAAGUCCAUCAAUUCUAAUAAAUGUAUCUGCCUUCUUUCACACUGGCCUUUCUUUGAUGCAUUUCGAAAGUUUCUUAUGUUCAUCUACAAGCUCUCUGUCUCUGGACCUCAUCCUCUUCCCAUUGAAAAGCACAUUUCCCAUUUCAUGCACAAUAUACCUUUCCCUUCACCACAAAGGCCAAGAAUUCUUGUGCAGCUUUCUGCACAUGAUGCAUUAAUAUUGUCCCAGCCAGUUUCUACUCCACUGCCAUUGAGUGGAGCAAACUUCAGCACUCUACUCAUGAAUCUUGGACCAGAAAACUGUGCUACCCUGUUACUGUUUGUAUUGUUAGAAGGCAAGAUCCUCCUCCAUUCUCUUAGACCGGCUGUGCUGACAGGAGUUGCUGAAGCUGUAGUAGCUAUGAUAUUUCCAUUUCAGUGGCAAUGUCCAUAUAUCCCCCUCUGUCCUUUGUCUCUGGCCACCGUACUCAGUGCACCUGUUCCAUUUAUUGUUGGAGUUGAUUCACGAUAUUUUGAUCUGUAUGAUCCACCACAGGAUAUUGUGUGCAUUGACUUAGACACAAACAUGGUGUACAUAUCAGAUGACAAGAAGAGCACAAACUGGAAGCAGUUUCCUAAGAAGCCAUGUAAAAAUCUGCUCAGCACCUUAAAGAAGCUGCACCCACAGCUGGCAGCAGUUCACAGGAAAACUCAAGAAGGUUCUGCAGUGGAGAUGACUCCUAUUGAAGCAGAUUUUUCCUGGCAGAAGAAGAUGACGGAACUCGAGAUGGAGAUCCAGGAAGCUUUCCUGCGUUUUAUGGCAUCUAUUUUAAAGGGUUACAGGACAUUCCUUAAACCUAUCACCCAGGCACCUUCGAAUAAAGCAACUGCUGCUGAUUCUUUGUUUGAUCAUCAAGGAUUUUUGAAAAGUAGAGACCGUGCAUAUGCAAAGUUCUAUACACACCUCACCAAAACACAAAUAUUCAGCAGCUUUAUUGAAGAGUGCAGUUUUGUGAGUGACAAGGACACAGGCUUGGCAUUUUUUGAUGACUGCAUAGAAAAGCUCUUUCCAGAUAAAGGAACAGAAAAAGGAGAUAAGGUUGAUGUAGAUUCCAUUGAAGAUACACGGUUGAUUGAGCUUGAUGAAUCACAAAAAAGUGAACACACAGUGUUUAUAAUGCCACCAGAACCUCCCCCUGAUGAUGGACAAGACCGAGCACCAAAAUAUAGCUAUAAAAACUUCCCACGACUAGAUUUCAAGCUCUUUGACAGACCACAGGAACUCAAGCUCUCCUUCAGGAGACACCAGGCUGGAUGCAGCAUUUCGAAUAGUCCAGCACUCAUGGCAAAGAGGACAAAACAGGAGAUAAAAACAGCCCAUAAGUUAGCCAAGAAAUACUACGUAAGCCCUCCACAGUGGGCUAAGUGUCUCUUCAGUCACAGUUACAGCUUAUGGUUUAUUUGUCUGCCAGCCUACGUCAGAGUUGCACAUCCUAAGGUCAAAGCUCUGCAGCAGGCAUAUGAUAUUCUAAUUAAAAUGAGGAAAACUGAUGUGGAACCACUAGAUGAGGUCUGCUACAGAGUUGUAAUGCAGCUCUGUGGACUGUGGGGUCAGCCUGUUCAGGCUGUGAGGGUCCUCUUUGAAAUGAAAAAUGCUGGAAUACAGCCGAAUGCCAUCACUUACGGCUAUUACAAUAAGGCAGUUUUAGAAUCUCCUUGGCCUAGCAGUAACCGCAGUGGCAUAUUUCUGUGGACAAAGGUACGGAAUGUAGUUCGUGGCACAGCACAAUUUAGGCAAUGCCUAAAGAAAGCAACGCAGAGCCCACACGUACCUCUGAUAUCAGCUCUGCGGAAUACCACGGGUGGAAGUGAUGGGGACAUGGUGAGCCAUGGUAGCGUGGAUAGUUCUAAUGAUGCUAACAGUGGGGAGCACACUCUCUUCGUCAGUGACUUAGUCAGGCUUGAUUCCAUUGAUAAUCACUCUAGCACAGGUGGUCAGUCAGACCAGGGCUAUGGAUCUAAGGAUGAACUGUUAAAGGAUAACGGAGAUAGUCUUCAUGCAACUGAAACACAAGUAGAAAAAGACAUUUCUUCUAAAGCUGAAGAACUAAUAGGAGAGGCUUGCAUUGAGGACUCUGAUGAGAAGAAACAGCUAAAUAUAGAAGUUCAUAGUCCAGCAGAUCUGCCUGCUUGGGGCAACAGUAUUGUGAAAGUUCCAUCUGGCAUUUUUGAUUGCAGUGGAAGGAAAAACAGUGGUGAAACUGUUUCAAGCCUACUGUGCAUAACUCAGGAUUCGGUUGAAGAUGCAGUCUUUGGUGAUGCUACUCCUAAGAAAACAAGUGAGAAAGGACAGAAGAGGCAGAAACUAUUUUCAGAGAGAAGCUGCAGUUUCAGCAGUGAAAGCAAAGCAGGAAUGCUGUUGAAAAAAGGAAGCUUGGACUUGCAUUCCAAAGAAAUAGCAAUAAUGAUGGGAGCAGAUGCCAAGAUUUUAACAGCAGCUUUAUCUGGGGCCAAAACUUCACCCUGUAGUACAAGUAAAUCCCACAGCUUUGAUAGUACUGUUGACCAACAGGUUUCUUUCAAAAAUGGCACUUGGAGUCGUGUUACUGAUAGUGACUGGGAAUUGGAGCAUAGAACUUCACCAGUACUGGAGGAACCCGGGGAAGGGCAGGAGCAUCAUGAGAAUGGAAGAAAUGAAAAUGUGACCAUGGUAGAGGACAUGAAAACUGAACAGGUAGCUGAGUCCAAAAACCAGAAAGUGGAAUCCAAAGAUGCAACUACUAAAAGGAAUAGCUUUUAUGGGGUGGUUAAACCUAUUGAAAGGGAAGAUGUUGAAGUAGGCUUGGAUCCUUUAUCUUUGCUGGCUACUGACUGCAUUCAACCAAGACUCCCAGAAGCUGAGGAAAAACUGGUGUCACCAGUUGCAGCACGGAAUUUGGCAGAUGAAAUUGAGAACUAUAUGAAUCUCAAGAGCCCAAUGAGUAGUAAGUUUCCCAGCAUGGAACUGCACAAGCCAGACAGGGAAACAGAAGCUUCUGGUACACUUAGUCACACCCAGGAAAGGAGGUCAAGCCUUCCUUUGGAUUCCAUCCCACCACUCCCUGAGUCUUAUGAAAAUCGCAGAAGUCCUUCUGUCUCUAGAUCCAAAACAUUUACUGGACGACCAAAACAACAAAUGCAUCCACGAGUUCAGAAGGAGCGAUCUUCAUCUUUGACAGGACUGGGUCGUUCUUCUCCACAUGGCUCCUUAGGAUCGGUUGUAACAACUUUGUCUAAUCUGAAGUUAGACAAUAUAUUGUCUGGACCAAAAAUGGAUGUUCUAAAAUCAGGCAUGAAACAGGCUGCCAAUGUGGCCAGCAAGAUGUGGGGAGUUGUAACUUCAGCAUAUAGCUACUCAGAUGAUGAGGAAGAAAACAGUCAAGGAGACUUCAACUUCCCUGCUGGUUUUGAAGAUAGUAUUUUAGGAGAUAAUCUGUCAUCGAGAACUGGAAUCCCAGGACUAAUUGCAGAUGAGCUUGCACAAAGUACUACUAGUCUUGGCAGUAGCAAUAGCAGUGGAGAAGCAGGAAGGCAACAUUACAAUGCAGGUGAAGUUUCAUUCCCAAGAGGUAUGAAAGUUCCAGAUUCUGAGAAGUCAGAGCUCAGCUCUUCUCAUAAUACUAGUUUAUCCAGCAUUUUCCAGAACUAUGCAAUGGAGGUUUUGAUGUCAAGCUGCUCUCAAUGUAGAGCUUGUGGUGCUUUGGUUUAUGAUGAAGAAAUUAUGGCUGGAUGGACAGCAGAUGAUUCAAACUUGAACACUACCUGUCCUUUCUGUAAAAGUAUUUUCCUACCUUUACUUAAUGUUGAGUUUAAAGACCUGCGUGGCUCGGCAAGCUUUUUCCUGAAGCAAAGUACCUCAGGAGACAGUUUACAAAGUAGUAAUACUCCAUAUACCACGGAUCUACUGGAGCAGAAGCUGUUGUCCAGUCCAGCUGUUACUGACUUGAUCAGUUUUUCAGAUCACCCACAGUCCAGCCAUACUAUUGCUGAAGAAUCUAGCUCUGCAGCUGAGCAGAGUAAAGCUGCGGAAGAACAGAACAAAGAUCCCAGAACCGUGAAGACACCUGCCAAUAAUCCGCCAAAAAGGGGAGUGUCUUUAACUCGAAGCCACAGCGUUGGAGGUCCACUGCAAAACAUUGAUCUUUCCCAGAGACCAUCACAUGGCAUUUCAACAGUUAGUCUUCCAAAUAGUUUGCAAGAAGUUGUGGAUCCUUUAAUUAAAAGACCUAAUCCUCUCCCUGUAUCUGUACCCUACUUGAGCCCUUUGGUACUGCGUAAGGAGCUUGAAUCUCUAUUGGAAAAUGAGGGAGAACAAGUAAUUCAUACAUCCAAAUUCAUCAAUCAACACCCCAUAAUAUUCUGGAACUUAGUUUGGUAUUUCCGAAGGUUGGAUCUACCUAGCAAUUUACCUGGACUUAUUCUAACAUCUGAACAUUGUAAUGAUGGAGUGCAGCUUCCUUUGACAUCUCUUGCUCAAGAUAGCAAGCUAGUAUACAUCCAACUUCUGUGGGACAAUAUCAACCUCCACCAAGAGCCAGGGGAGCCUCUGUAUAUAUCCUGGAGAAAUCUCAAUUCUUCUGAAAAGAAACCCUCUCCAGUGUCAGAAGAUCAACAGGCAACAAACACUUUGUUGGAGAACAUUAAACUGAGUAUUCAACAUAAUAAUGUUGUUAAACCAAUCCACCUCCUUCUACAGAAAGUUAAACCAGAUGUGAAACGACAGAGGAGUUUUUACAGAGAAAUUCUUUUCCUGUCUCUGGUAUCACUUGGAAGAGAGAACAUUGACAUUGAGGUCUUUGAUAGUGAAUACAGACUUGCACAUAAAAAUCUACCAAAAGAUGUUCUCGAAAGGAUGGAGAAAAUAGAUGCACCACCAAGCAGCAGAGUUGAGUGUUGUCGGAAGUACUUUGGAGCACCUUUAAUAUAAAAAUGAGGAAACCACAUGCUAAACUUCAGCAAGACAAAAGCAGGUGAACAAACAAGGAGUAUGGGGAUAUAUAUAUAUAUAUGCUUUUGAAUCAUAAAAGGUGAUAAUUGAGCAAUUUGUCAGAGUAAUUUCAUGGAUCUACAGCAUAUAACCUUGUCUUUCAUCUCAUGAGACACAGUGUAAAGUACGUUAAAAUGUUUGUAAAAUAUAUUAUUAGGGUGAGUUGGUUUCAGUGAUUUAUCUGCAUUAUUUUCCUGUAUGUGUUUUUCCUUUCUUUUCCUUAAAUCUUUGCCCCUUCAAUAUCAACUUGUUCGGAAAGGUGGUAAUUAAACAGGAGACUACAGCUGGUGAGUUUCCUAAGGGCUAUCAAUAUUUGUGUAUUUUAAUGAAAGACCUUCCCUGACAGAAUGCUUAGGUCCUUCAGUACUUCUUUCAAAUGACCUUUACUUCAAGGGGAUCUUUUGCAUUGUUGUGCAGUAUAUAUAUAUGAAUGUAAAUAUUUGAGUCCUUGGAUUGGAAAUUGCAAUGCAGUUGCUUCUAACAGAUCACAGUAUCUAAAAUUGCUACCCUUGUCCCUACCCUUGUUCCAAUUAGUAUUCAAAAUAGUCUUUGAGUGACCUUUUCAUAAUGUAUCCCUACAGUUGUAAAACCUAGAAACUUCCCAGUUGUCCUGUCUUGUCUGUCAAACACAUUGAAGAUCCUAUGAACAUACUGCUGCUUUCUGCAAAGAAAUUACAGGCUUUUACACUAAACGACUCAGAAGUUGAUGGCUUUCUACAAGUUAGAUAGGAAGCUUAGAUGACAAUGGGAUUGAGAGAAGGUAUGUCAAACAGACCUUAUCUCAAAACAUGCUUUAUACUGCAUGGAGGUAUGCUUUGAAAAUUUCUUUUUAAUUCUUUAUUACCUUCCCCCAUGGUUUCAUGCUAGCCUGUGGGUUAAUUGUUUUGCACUGAUAGUCCAAAUUUAAUAUUUCAAUUAAAAUUUAUUUAUAAAUAUGGUCUUCAGGGUGUGACUUCAUAUAAAUGAAUUGCUUGAAUGAAUGAUCUAAAAAGGUAAAUCAAUCUUCAGCUUGCUUCUAUUAGAUAAGACGCUUCCUCACCUCACAUACCUAGCGGACAACAGCGGUCAUAUCUUUGGGAAAGAAGAGCCUGGACAUGGCUCUGUAAUUUAAAUUUGUCUGUUACUUGAGAUAUAUGGCAAGAUUUAUUCCAGUUUUUUUUUGUUUGUUUCUUUUCUUUUCUGAAAUUUACUCAUGGGUUUUUCUGAUACAGUUGUUCCUGGAGAAAGAACAGAAGGAUUUUUAGCUAAAUCUGUAGUUCCAUCUGAGUAUGAAUGCAUUCACUUCCUACCAAUCUUUAAGAAAGAUUGUUAUUCUUGAAAAUGAUGAGGGAGGUUCUAGCCAAAACAACAAAAGCAACUUUUACUUUUCUUAUAAGACUGAAACAAAGGAUUUGCACUCUUUGUGACAGAAUAUGUUUGCAUUAUAGACUGAUUCCUUGCAAUUUGUCUUAAAGUGCUGGUCAUAAGACAGUAUGGGGAUAUUGCCUGGACAGAUUCUCUCCUGAUGAAAAUGUUGUGCUAUUUCAAUAAUUAAAAGCAAAGAACACAACUUUUCUUUUUUGUUCUUUAUUCUUUGGGUUUUAUACACAGUUGCUUGCAGAUUUCAGAUCUCCAUCUCAAUGGAAGAGUUGAGAGUGAUUCUUGGUAUUUUACCCUCUUCUCAUUUUAGACAAUAUAGAUAUGCAUGGUUCCAUCCUUUUAAACAGACUAAAUCUCUGAAGCAUUCUUCCAAACAGUUUAAUAAUUCUAUAUAAAGGCAAACUUUAUAUAUUCAUACUGAUCUUAAACAUACAGCUAUGCAAGAAUAAUGUUGAAUGUUCAUUGGAUUAACUUUCUGAUCAUGACACAACGUACAAGGAGGCAAUUUUUAGUGAUUGUUAAAAUCUCCAAGCUCAUUGAAUUGAAAAGGAGGUGUAUCCAUUAAAUGCUUUUUUACAUAACUGGUGACAUUCAAAUGACUUUUACUCCAUUGCAAAUAAGAUAGUAAUAAGUAGCAGUAGUGUGCAAAUCACCUUCAUUAUAGAACAGUCACCUUUUGCUGAAAAUUGAGCAAUUAAUUGACGGGUAGUAUUGCAGGUAUAGCCAAAGUAGAUUGUGUCACAGCAUCUAGUGCUAACUAUUAGACUUCACAUGGGUACAUGACUAAACUAGAGCAGAAAAAAAUGACAGUGCUAAGGAAAAAGGAUUGCUGCAAGAUUUUAGGUCAUCUUUGCAGUCGGUUUAACUUGCUUUGAUAUGCUUCUGUGUAUUGAUGUUUCUGUACACUACAAGUUAGCUUCUGUUCCUCUAUUUUCUACCUGAACUUUAGAAUGGUGGAAGUCUUGCUUGGAAUUACUUGAAGUCAUGAAAAGCCUACUGAAAUUAACUCUAAUGACAUAGAUAUAGGGGCAAAAGUGAGCACUUACUCUUUAGAACUUGGAUUUUUUUAAUGCCUGGUUUUUGAUAGCUAACUAUUCAGCUAGUUCUUAAAUGGAAUCCGUAGUUCAAAUGGAAAGGGAAAACUCCUGAAAUUUUUUUAAACUAGUUUUUUUUUCAAUUAAUUUUCAGAUAAGGAGAUGCUUUUUUAAAGAAAAUAAGACAACAAUAAAACCACAAAAACAGUGUUCAGAAAUAAAUAAAAUUGAACUGGGAACCAAAGGUUUGCUUCUGAGUUGCUUUCUCUCUGAUACAUGAUGGCACUUCCUGCUACUGCCUUAAUAUUAGUCAAUUGGAAAACACUUUUGUCCCUCUGAAAAUGAAUCAGUAAAGGUAGAAUACGUUCUUCUCUGCAGUUAUCAACAGUGUAAACUUCUUGGGCUAAAUAGGAAUAAUUUAAUUACCUACAAAUGUUUUUGAUUUAUUUCACACCCACUAUUUAUAUUCCAAAGUUAUCUGAAUACAUAAUGCAUGAAACAGCAGGGCAGAGGUGUUGGGAGGAGGGCAGUAGAUAAGCUUGGUUUUUGCUUCUGUUUGCCUCUCAGUGUAAGUAGAAAAGGUAGCAUUUUGCUCACUUAUAAAAUCCUUGCCUCUGAAUAUUCUCUCUAGCCUGGCCUGUAAAUGAACAGCUAGUGUUAAGGAGGACAUUGUUCUUUUGCGUGCACUUUGGAAUUCUUACGUACGAACUUGAAGAAAACAGUUGUAGAUAAAUAUCACAUUCAGAACCUGCAGUGUUUGUUUGGAAUGAGGAUGCAAAUCAAACUGUUAACAUAUGCAGGAGCAAACUCUUACUGGAAUUUCAUGGGAGCCCAAGAAGUUGAGAAGUUUUUGUUGCAAUAGCAAAUCUUACAAAGAGAAGUUCCCUUGCCCUAAGAAUGCUGAGUUGCUGUCAGUUACACUGGGAAGAUACCUUGCACCUUUCACCCAGAUAUUGUCAGUAGUUUGUCUGCUUCUAUCAAAAAUAUCUUUUUUUUUUUUUUUUUUUUUGCAGAAUUAAAACAAGAAAUAGAGAUCUUAGAGUUUUAAAAUCAGGAUUCUAAAGUGCCAAAAUGUUUCUUCAGUUGUUUUGAAUGUAUUCUGGCACGUUACCAACAUAUAACUUUCAAAACCCAGUAUGUAUAGGAGGACCGAUACAGCUGCAGUAUUGGCACAGUAAUAGGUACCAACUUUCACAUGUUACUACAACCAUCUGUGUAUUACUGCCUCCACAUUUUAUAUAACUAAAGCUUAGCUAAUACAAUUUUAAUAGAAAAUACAGUAUUUACUAUGUGCAUUUUAAAACUUAGUUCAUUCACUUUGCAAAUAACUUAUUACUAAUUACAUUGGUAAUUGGUUACAUAUUGGUUAAGCUCAAGCUACAUUGGACUCAUGAGUAAUUUUAUUCCACUUUAACUGUAAAUUAAUGGCUUUUUAUGUUGUUACAGCUGGAAGAAUAUGCUUGUCCUCGAAUUUACUACUUCGUUUCAAUAGCUGAAACACAGAGGCAUAUUUUCAAGAUGUAUGCUAAAUUAGAUCACAGAAAUGACAUUUUAAAGAUAAUUUGUUAAAAUGUAAGUCAGUGAAAAAUUCACCCAGUAGUUUCUCAUUUUAAAAUUGAAAAGUUCUCAGAGUUAACAGAACAGCUACUUCAGUGCAGAUAGCUUUAAUUAAGUGUUAAGCUGGUUAUCUCAUUCACAGAUCCUUUUUUUUUCCAGUUCCAAUUAAUAAAAGCUUCAAGGUGCCUUCUUUGUAUCAGCUUUUCCUCAUUGACCUUUUUUGUAAAACAAAUGAGACACCCUUCUAACUUCUAAAGCUUGAGACUGAAGUUCUGAAUGGAACUCUAGUUCUGUUUUCUACUGUGCUGUGUAUCUUGCAUGUGAGGAGAGAAAUCGAUUGGUUUUCCUUUUUUGUCUUUCAGUCUGCAUCAGUCAGUGGUGCAAAUAAAAGGGACUGUUUGCUGUUUUUAGAAGCACAUUAAACUCCUUUUAGGAGCUUAAAAUAAACUGUAUUGUAAUGAGGAUGAAAGGAUGUGGUGUGAAUAAAUUAUGGAUUUAUUGAGUUGGAAAGUUUUCUGUAAUGCAAUAAAAUUUGCACUGGUUUAGAGACUGUUGAACUGUUGAAAAAUGGCAUCCAUUUACUGUGCUUUGAUUAACAGGUGUUUCUCUGUAAUGUUUUUGUACAUUUGAAAAAUGUUGCUUGAGUAUAAAAGGGCACUCUACAUAUUCUGAAUUUUGUAUAGAUAUCCUAGAUUAAGAAACAAUUUUUAAUGUGUUUCGCAAAAUAAAAUAAGUACAAAUCCUU